Lutzomyia longipalpis is the source of this 2967-nucleotide messenger RNA. RefSeq lists its product as uncharacterized. The record is from RefSeq and is a predicted model, not a curated record. The coding region runs from base 628 to 2526 and encodes 632 amino acids. The transcript has 6 exons. NCBI's taxonomy places the organism in Eukaryota, Metazoa, Arthropoda, Insecta, Diptera, Psychodidae.
AAAAACGUCCCUCUCUUCGCAACAUGUACACAGUGAACAAAAGAGACCUCCAACAAGAGCUAACACGGAUAACGAAAUCAACAGUGAUUCUCAGUAUCAAAGAGGAAAUAUUCAGUGAAAUACAUAAUUUGUGAAUUUCUCCUCCCUUAUGUGUGUACAAAAAGAACUAUUUUUCUCAAAAGUUUUUUUUUCUUCGGACUGAUUAGCACUAAAAGUACAACAUUCGAUUUUGAGUGAUUAAAAGAAAUAUUUAUCAAACAUUUCGUUGUGAAAUUAAAUAAUGAAUUUCUGUUAAACACAGAAUUGUGAGAAAAUAUUGAAGGAUAAAGAAACUUGCUAAAUCAGUCCGAGUAAUCGAGAGUUGAGUUAAAUUAUUAUUUUUUGCUUCUGUGUCUGCUGACACUAUCAAAAAGCAAUCAAGUUAUUUUUAUUUAUUUAUUUCAUCAAGAAUCAUAUAAGAGACAGAACUGAACAAAUAUAUAUUAUAAUAAACUCCCAAAGUGAAGUGAAUGUAUCAUUCAACGGAGAGGUAUAUAGUAUCAAGAGGUGUUGACAAUGUGUCAUUGUGAGUGAAUUAAAUUGAUCAAGACGGAAUAUAGCGCAAAAUAAGAAGGUGUUUGACACAAAAUGAAGUGGAUAAGUGUUUGUGCUGUGAUUGUGAUAAUCGCAGGAGUAGUAAAUGAUGGUGUUCAUGCUGGCAAAGGAACCACCAUUAUUGACACCCUCCGUGAUUACUACUUGAAACUCGAAGAUGAUGCGUGGAAUGUUGUGAAUAUGGGCAAAAAUCCCGAUCGUAUCCUCCCAAUUGUAUAUAAACUAUACAAAAUGUUUGCCCUCAAAAAUAUCACCUACGAAAUGGAAGAUUACGAAUUGGUGUCCCUCGAUCGGAUCUACGAAUGGAAAUUACUUGAGAGAGAUCUCAUGAGUGUGAGGACAUUAUUUCAAAAUUUCCGUGAAGAAUUGGAAAAGCAAAAAAUGACCAAUUUUGAUGAAUUAUCCGCAACGGAUUUUGCCGAAACUGUCUUUGAGGACAAAAACUUUCCAGUUCCCCAAACUUUUGAUCAAAUUGAAAGUAUUAUGGUCAAUCAGGGAUUGUACUAUAAGGCUAUGGUGGAAGUAAAAGAUCAAGUAUGUUCGAGUCAGAAAGCAGCCCAGCAAGUGAUCUAUCAGAUGUACAGUGCCAUUUCCCUGACAGAACUCAAGGGGUAUGCAAUGAUGCAAUUCUCCUGGAUGCUCCUAAAGACAUUCGGCAAGGGAAAUUACACCCAAGAGGCCCAAUUGAUGCGACAACGCUUUGAGAAUCGUACCGAAAGGACACAGGAGCUCGUUAAGCGGGUGAUGGAACGUUCUGAGCUCAGUGUAUGGCGCUGUGAUCCCGAUGUACAUGUUGAGGGUGAAACAUAUGAGCAAUUUACGAGACUCCUUCAGGGUUACAUUGAAAAUGAAGUUGAUAUGAAUACCGAUGGGACGUGCAAAGAAAAUUGUGCAGCAUAUACCUUCACUGAGAGUCAUGGUUGCUUCAAAGAUCUCUACUGUGCCCAACAGCCACAGUGCAAGGGGAAAAUUAUCAAUUGCACCUACGUUGAUUCAGACAUGUGGAUUUGUCCAUCGAAAUUGCACACAAAUCGACGCUAUGAGUACAUUCGGUAUGAAAAUGGACGUGUAUUGGGUGAGGAAAGUACUUGCGUACGUGGAACAACCAAGGUCGAUUCUUGGUGGCGUUGGCUCUUCUGGCACUGCAGCUACUGCUUCUGUCUAUGCGACGAGCAAGGCUACAAAUCCGACAGAUAUUUCAAUCUACGCGAAACUGUGUCUGACAUCGACAGAAAUAAGGUCAUCGUAGGGGUACGUUUCAGGAAGGUAAACCGCAUUAUGCACCUUCAAAUUCAACAGGGUGAACUCCUACCACGUGGCGUCAUUAAUGCUUCAACAGUUGAAUGGAAAGCAGUCAAUGACUACCGCUUAUUGGAUUCAGGACUAAAGAAUGGUGUCGAUUACCACACAAUGGAAUGGAAUAAGCGUGCAAUUGAUCUAGAUGACCUACAAGCAAAUCCUGGGCAUGUUGUAACAGGCGUCAAAUUCCGCAGUAUUGGCCCACGUGUGAAUCUCGAAAUACGUGUUCAGGAAUUCAAUUUUGAAACUGGGAAAUUGGAUAAUGUUGGCGUUUGGAUAUCUAAUGAUAACACCGAAGUAGGGACAAACCAAAGAACUCGAAUUUAUUUGAGAAAUCCCGAUGUUCCCACAAAAGGCAAAGCCCGCUCACAGGUUGAUUCAAAAACAAAUCAAUUCAUUGAAUUCACCCACACCGAUAUGGAUGCAGAUGCAGCCCAAACAACUGUACCCUUCUUAGAUGCUCAGGACGUUGUAUCCGUACCACCAGUACCCCUAUCAGGAAUUGGUAUCUACCACAAAGGUCUCCCACUCUCAGGUGGUUUUGUAGCACCCAAAUUAAUCGUCUACAAUAUGGCACAACAUGUCUACACACCAAAACCAGGACAGGAGGAUCUUUGGGACACAUACGGCUAGGUCCAACCACUCAAUUACUUUUUAUUUAAGCUCAAAUACGUUAUUUAAGCAAUAGCAUUCCCAUAUAAGGAAUUUUAUACGUCAAACUUUAUCAAAAAGCAUUAACUUUUCAACAUGAUAUUUAUGUCAAAAUACGUGGGGAGUUUGUCGAUAAAUUUCCGUGAAAAAAAAAAUUUUUUUAUUAAUAACAUUCCCACGUAAUAUUUCUUUUUUUGGCAAACUCUUUAAAACAUCAAGAGAAAAACAAGAAAGAAAAAUGAAUGUAAGAAAAAAGGAGAAAGAGUAUAAAGUUUAUAAUUUUGAUUUGUAAAUUGCAUUUUAGGCAACAAACUUCAAUGUGAAUUGUAAAAGAUUAAUAAAAAAAGUGAAAUAUUAAGUGUAAUUUACUCGUAAAAAAUUGUAACAGUGAAUUUAAUAAAUGUAUAAUUUUAAUAAUCUGAA